This is a messenger RNA of Andrographis paniculata, 2133 nucleotides long. RefSeq names its product serine/threonine-protein kinase D6PKL2-like. Gene Ontology annotation, cellular component: nucleus; plasma membrane; cytoplasm. Gene Ontology annotation, molecular function: protein serine/threonine kinase activity; ATP binding. The transcript is spliced from 3 exons. NCBI's taxonomy places the organism in Eukaryota, Viridiplantae, Streptophyta, Magnoliopsida, Lamiales, Acanthaceae. The coding region runs from base 428 to 1993 and encodes 521 amino acids. Gene Ontology annotation, biological process: protein phosphorylation. The record is from RefSeq and is a predicted model, not a curated record.
GAGCAAUUGUAGGGCCGUGUGUUGAUUCACACGACAAACUUCCACUCAAAUCAUUCAAUCUGUAAAAGCUAUCUUUGACCCCUCCCUCUGUCUCUCUCGCUACAGAGAGUAGAAUCAUUAUUAUUAUAUGUAGAAGGAAGGAGACGAUUGAAAUGGUAAUGUGGUAGGCCCACCCCCACCCCACCCCACCCCCACUGGCCAGUUAUCCACCCAAACCCAAUUCGCUCUUUUCCCCUGCUUCGACAUUCUCAAAAGCUCACCAUCUUUCUCUACUGCUUUUUCUGCAUCAGUGCAAGUCUCGGAACUCUUCUACAGUUUUGAUCAUCGCCGAAGUCCAACCGAUCGAUUGUUUCGCCGUUUCUUCGCUUCUCCGCCAGCUAGGCGAUGAUAUUGAUCGAUUCAAUUAAUUCCAAGUCUCUGUUUACUGAUGGCUUUGUCGCAAAAACACAUCGAAACCUUUGGUUCUAAGAAACAUAUGGCGGAAACCUCAAGAGAACCAAAACUACCUAACCAUAUGUCGAAGGGAUUAGUCAGUUCAUUGGCUAGUAAAUUGGAUCAAAGCUUAAACUUAGGUAAGUCAAAGCCAUUGCCAUUGUCAUUGCCCGGAAAUGGAGAUCGAAAGCUCCACGAUCGGAUCGAUUUCACCGAGAGCGGGAUAAGCAGCAGCAUGUGCCGAGACAGCACGGGCUCAGACAUGAGCGACGAGAGCAGCUGCAGUAGCUUCAGCAGUAGCGUGAACAAACCGCACAAAUCGAACGAUCAACGAUGGGAGGCGAUCCAGGUUGUCCGGAAGAAGGACAGCCCGUUGGAUCUUAGGCACUUCAGGUUACUGAAGAAGCUCGGCUGCGGCGACAUCGGAAGCGUUUACCUCUCGGAAUUGUGCGGCACCAACUGCUACUUUGCUAUGAAGGUUAUGGAUAAAGCUUUGCUCGCCAGUCGGAAGAAACUGCUGCGCGCGCAGACGGAGCGCGACAUUCUGCAGUUGCUCGACCACCCUUUCCUCCCGACGCUCUACACUCACUUUGAGACGGAGAAAUUCUCCUGUUUGGUAAUGGAGUUUUGCCCCGGCGGCGACUUGCAUACGCUCCGGCAGAGGCAGCCGGGGAAGCACUUUUCCGAGCAGGCAGUAAAGUUUUACGUAGCCGAGAUUCUCCUCGCGUUGGAGUAUCUCCACAUGCUCGGGAUCGUCUACCGCGACCUAAAACCCGAGAACGUUCUUGUCCGGGAAGACGGGCAUGUAAUGCUCACCGAUUUCGACCUGUCGCUCCGCUGCAGCGUCAGCCCGACGCUGAUCAAAUCCGCCACCCUUGAUUCCGACCCGUCGAGGAGAAACGCUGCGUACUGCGCCCAGCCGGCUUGCAUCGAGCCGUCAUGCAUACAGCCGUCGUGCGCAAUGCCGUCCUCGUGUUUCACUCCUCGGCUCUUCUCGAGCAAGUCGAGGAAAGACCGGAAGCUCAAAACCGAGACGGGAAAUCAAGUGAACCCGUUGCCGGAGCUCAUUGCGGAGCCUACCGAUGCUCGAUCGAUGUCGUUUGUGGGGACUCACGAAUACUUGGCUCCCGAGAUCAUUAAAGGCGAAGGGCACGGCAGCGCUGUCGACUGGUGGACGUUUGGAGUAUUUUUGUACGAGCUGCUCUUUGCGAAGACUCCGUUUAGAGGAUCGAGCAAUCGGGCCACCCUUUUCAAUGUCGUGGGUCAGCCUCUGCGUUUCCCGGAAUCGCCGAUGGUUAGCUUCGCGGCUCGUGAUCUGAUCAGAGGGUUGCUGGUGAAGGAGCCGCAGAAUCGGUUGGCGUAUAAAAGAGGAGCGACGGAGAUCAAGCAGCACCCGUUCUUCGAAGGUGUGAACUGGGCUCUGAUCCGGUGCGCCACCCCGCCGGAGGUGCCAACGCCUGUUGAGUUUGGUACAGUUGCCGGACCGGUUCUUGGAACCGGCGUUAAGGCCGCUCCGGUUCACCAGAACUCGGACGGUUACCUGGAGUUUGAUUUCUUUUAGAAUGAUUUUCAGUGAUAAGAGUUUGGUGUGAUUUGUAGUGUUUGUGUAUGGGGAGGAAUGAUGUUUUUAUGAUUUUGUUGUAUGCAUUUGGACAUUGUAAUAUUGUUCAUCAUCAAAAUAUAUAUUUUAUUUCAAAUUAA